GAAAACCAAAGGAGUUUCUCUUUGAGAGAUAAUCCGAAAGGGGAGAAAACUGUGAUUUUCUUCCCAACCCAUCUCUCUCUAAACCUUCUUUUCUCUCAAUCUGCAAAAACAAAACCUCAAUUCCAAAUUCAGGAACAGAGAGAGACCAGGCGUCUCUCUUUGUUCCUUUCGGGAAAAAAAUGGCUGAAGUGAGGGGCUAUAAGAAGAUAUUAUCCAUCGAUCUUUCCGUUUUUGCCCCCACUGAUAACAUUAACUCACCUAAAUCCACCAAAUCUCCUAACAAGUUUGAAGACCCAAAUGGUGUUGUUGGCCUUGGAAUUGUGGCCGCCAUGUCCAAUAAUCCUCAGAAUUGUAAUAAACCUCCAAUUCUUAUUUCCCCAAGAUCAACUUCGAACCCAAUACUAAUUGUGAGUAAUAAUUGUAAUACUAAGAUAAAGAAACAACCUACCAUUGAGGAAAUGGAGAUGUGUGAAGAGUAUACUCGUGUGAUUUCUCAUGUGGGUACCAAUUUGUUUAAGAAAAUGGAAUAUUUUGAUGACCAAUUCCUAGGAAAUGGGUAUCAUAAAACUGCUACUGCUGCUGCCAAUGCUCCUCCUGAAGCUUUUAGGUCCGCAGAUUUCCUCAAUACUUGUUCUUUAUGCCAUAAGCAGCUUCAGGGGUUGGACAUUUUCAUUUACAGAGGAGAGAAGGCAUUUUGUAGCUCAGAGUGCCGUUUGAAGCAAAUCUCAAUCGAUGAACAUAAAGACAAGUGUGGUUCUGUAGCCAUGAAAUCCCCCGAGUACUCUGCCUCCCCUUGCUCUGGUCCAAUGCAGUUUUCCGGUGGUGUUGCUGUCGCAUAAGUAAGUGGUUGAUACAGGUCUGGGAAGCUAACUCAAUAAGAUUUGGUAUCAACGACAUCAGAAGAUCUAAAUAUGUUCAAUUUUGACAAGGCAAACAUUGUUAAUGGAAUGUUGUUCUGCUUG
Solanum dulcamara is the source of this 962-nucleotide messenger RNA. RefSeq names its product FCS-Like Zinc finger 14-like. NCBI's taxonomy places the organism in Eukaryota, Viridiplantae, Streptophyta, Magnoliopsida, Solanales, Solanaceae. The transcript has 2 exons. The record is from RefSeq and is a predicted model, not a curated record. The coding region runs from base 180 to 839 and encodes 219 amino acids.